Dermacentor silvarum is the source of this 3042-nucleotide messenger RNA. It is a transcript of the gene Nmt, whose product is annotated as glycylpeptide N-tetradecanoyltransferase 2. The record is from RefSeq and is a predicted model, not a curated record. Gene Ontology annotation, cellular component: cytoplasm. Bases 155 to 1654 code for a protein of 499 amino acids. The transcript has 13 exons. Gene Ontology annotation, molecular function: glycylpeptide N-tetradecanoyltransferase activity. NCBI's taxonomy places the organism in Eukaryota, Metazoa, Arthropoda, Arachnida, Ixodida, Ixodidae. Gene Ontology annotation, biological process: N-terminal peptidyl-glycine N-myristoylation.
CGAUACUCAGUGUGUUUUUUUUUUUUCUGCGCCCGUUUCCACAAGGUCCAUUGCAGGCUACACUUCCUGAGGCCUGAGAUCUGCGAUGUUGUAAGAAAUUUGCCACGGUUGGCGAGACAGCAGCCUCAUAGUUUUGGACGCACCAGACGCUCGCAUGUUGUCUCAUCCAAGCGAGGAUCGGGGUGGAGCUCGCAACGGGGAGGCCAUGGAGAACACCAGCCGAGACGACGAGUCAUGCGAGGGCGAGCAACCCCCGAGUCCGCCGACCAACGGGGAAGUGGCCAAAGAGGAAGUCGGUGACGACGCCGAGCACGUUAACAGUGCAUUAAAUCAAACGAGCAAAGAGAAAAGUGGCCAAGACGCAGAAGGGGACAACGACUUAAAAGGCCUUUCCAUGUCAAAGCUUCAGGAUAUCAAGAAGGCAAUGGAAAUGCUUAACCUGAAUGUUCUACAUGAUGGUCCCGCAAAGACUCCCGAGGAAGCCCUGCAUAAGCACUACCAGUUCUGGAGCACCCAGCCUGUGCCCAGGAUAGAUGAAAAGUUAAGUGCCAAUAAUGUCAAUGAGCCAAUUGAGGCCAGCAAACCAGUUGAAGAGAUACGGGAACAGCCAUACUCCUUGCCAGCUGACUUCACCUGGGACACUCUGGACAUCAACAACCCAGACAUACUCAAAGAACUGUACCAGCUACUCAAUGAGAACUAUGUAGAAGAUGAUGACAACAUGUUCCGCUUUGACUAUGCCCCUGAAUUUCUCAAAUGGGCCCUACAGCCUCCUGGCUGGACUGCUGACUGGCAUUGUGGUGUACGGGUUGUCAAGAGCAACAAGCUUGUGGGUUUCAUCAGUGCUGUACCAGCCACAAUACGCAUCUACAACCACACGCAGCGCAUGGCUGAAGUGAAUUUCCUGUGUGUGCACAAAAAGCUGCGGUCAAAGCGGGUGGCCCCCGUGCUGAUCCGAGAGAUCACCAGGCGCGUCAACCGACGCGGCAUCUUCCAGGCUGUCUACACAGCUGGUGUGGUUUUGCCAAAACCAAUUGGAACUUGCAGGUAUUGGCACAGAUCACUCAACCCACGCAAGCUAAUAGAGGUCCGCUUCUCUCACCUGAGCCGCAACAUGACAAUGCAGCGUACACUGAAGCUCUACCGGUUGCCUGAAAAGCCAAAGACACCAGGAUUUAGACAGUUCCGAAAAUCUGACACAGCACAAGCACACGCUCUGCUGGAAAAGUACCUGGAGAAGUUUGACCUGGCCCCUGUGUUCUCUAAGGAGGAAUUCAGGCACUGGUUCCUGCCACGCCCGGACAUCGUCGACAGCUAUGUCGUAGAGGGGGAGAACCAGAUGUUAACAGACUUUGUGAGUUUCUACUCGCUACCAUCCACGGUGAUGCACCAUGCGGUACACAAGGUGCUGCGGGCUGCCUACGCUUUCUACAGUGUGGCCACCUCUGUUCCCCUGGUAGACCUCAUGCAGGAUGCCCUCGUUAUCACCAAGACUAAUGGCUAUGAUGUCUUCAAUGCCCUGGACCUGAUGGACAACAAAGAGUUCCUGGAGAAGCUCAAGUUUGGCAUUGGAGAUGGGAACCUGCAGUACUACCUCUACAACUGGAGGUGCCCCGAGAUGGCUCCCAACAAGAUCGGACUUGUUCUGCAAUGACCGUGUGGAGGCUAGCGCCAAGGGGCAUGGCAAAUGCAAAAACCUAAGCGCAUGCACCGACUGCUGUGAUAGCCACGCCAUGUCUUGUAGCAACUGUAUCAUUUGGCCAACACCUGACUCAGUUGCCUUAUCACAGCCUUCGCUUCUUCCCCAUUGGAAUUGAGUGCGUGUCCAGGGACUGCAGGUGGAAGUUGCACCGAAAGGAAGAUGGUUGCCUGCACGUGAUGAGCUCUCAAGUGAAGCCCUCCUCCUUUCUUUUUGCACUUUGUUUAGUCACCCCUUGUGAAAUGGCUUAUGUGAAUUAUCUCCUUCUGCUGGUAUUGGCUGGUUGGUGCUUUUUUCUUUUGCACUUACUCAUACGACUCGCUCUGAUGACGUUUGGACCACUUUCCUGUUCAGUUUCAGCUGCUUUGGAAAAUGCAAUCGUCCAUGUUGUGAAUGACUACGACCACGAUUCUUCACAUUGUGGUGCCAGAUGUGAGAACAUUGAAGGACAUUGUUGACUCUGGCAGUGUGCUCUGUUGGAAUGCCACCCUGAUGUCAGGUGUUGUCUGUGGGACAUUGAGCUCAUGAGUGUCACCGACACUGGCACUGGCUCUGAGCCCAGGUGGCUCUGUCUUUUACAGAUUCGAGCCUCGAACAAGACUUUGAAAGGGGCGCUUUCUCUGGCUCUGUGAAACAUUCACUGUCGUCUUGCAAUAGUGGUCACUGCUGUCACUGCAAAACAUAGAUAAUUGUUUGACGAGCAAGUUGUGCGAUGCUGGCAUGUCCCAUGUUAUGGUGGCAGGUUGCACAUUCUUGUUCAUAAUAUUUCUUUUUAAUCAUGUUGCAUGGCAGCAAACAAGUCCUUGCUUUUUAAGCCACACUAAAUUGUAAUUUCUGUAAAACAUUGUCUUUUGCUAUUCUUUCAUGGGCACCAUUUUGUGUUUAAGUCUAUAUGACUAUUUGUUUUGGCAUCCCAGAUGUCGCUACAGCCAGUCCUUUGUACUUUCAUCUUAGUUGACAUUUUGGAUGGCAUUUUUCUUGCUGAUGGGUUGUACAUUUGUUGAAAGUAAGCAUGUGCUGAUGUGGCUGAAGUUAUCACUUGUUAGUUUAGAAGGCACUGUGUUACUGUCGCCUUGUUUUUUUUUUUUUUUUUUGCAUGCCUGAGUGAUAGCAACCAGUGCGUAAAUGUGCUAUCAUACGGUUGCCGAUGGAAACACUGUCUAUAAUAUAUUGAUAUUGUACGGGGUCGUGAAAGUGAAGAACUUUUUAUCUUGAAGAGCACUUGUUGCAUCUUCUAACUGUAGGUGUUUGCGACAAUGUAUACACUACUUUGGUACUGAAUGCAACACCUAAUUGGAGACGACAACUACGCAGAUAUCAAUAAAACCACCUGUGAACUUGCA